AUGGCCGCCUUUCUACACGUACGUUCUCUCCAAGAUGCGCAAGAGCUCCUAGACAUCCUUCGGCCCUCCGCUGAAGCGAAUGACAGCCAAGUUCCUCUGGCUUUUCGGAUGUGGAUCUUUCCUAAUUGGACCUAUGCUCACGAUAAGGUGAAUGCUUUCUACGCAGCAUGGCAGCAUACCGCAUUGUUCUCGACCACUUUCCUCGAAAUAAUAUUCAACAGUGUGGCGAAUUCUCAACCAAUGGAGCUUGACACUUGGGUGUUAUAUUACAUACAUUGGCUGCUUGGUGCAUGGCUAUGGAAUUCAAAGCUCGAGACACUGAUUGAGCAGAACUGGGCUAUAGCGAAUCGAGCCGUCAAUGGGGCCAAUGCAGACGUUCUGGAGGAUCAUUCCAAGGCUCGUCAGGAACUCGAUGAUCUCAGAACCACGAUGGAGACAGCAAUAGCUGGAUUCACAAAGAUAUCAGCACGUCGCGCGGACCGUAUCAUCAAGGACGAGGUCCCCACUCAUGGCAUGCUCAUGGAAGACGUGGAACAGAAAUUUUCUCGACUGACACAGACCUUCAGCGACACCUUGCAGUAUAUCAUCGGAUCGAUCACCAUUUAA
Molecule: messenger RNA, 606 nt
Organism: Fulvia fulva
Lineage: Eukaryota; Fungi; Ascomycota; Dothideomycetes; Mycosphaerellales; Mycosphaerellaceae
Exons: 1
Coding region: 1-606 (201 amino acids)
Source: RefSeq, a predicted model, not a curated record